Nelumbo nucifera (sacred lotus) is the source of this 2184-nucleotide messenger RNA. It is a transcript of the gene HASPIN, whose product is annotated as Protein kinase superfamily protein. The record is from RefSeq and is a predicted model, not a curated record. NCBI's taxonomy places the organism in Eukaryota, Viridiplantae, Streptophyta, Magnoliopsida, Proteales, Nelumbonaceae. Gene Ontology annotation, cellular component: cytoplasm; nucleus. Gene Ontology annotation, molecular function: histone H3T3 kinase activity; ATP binding. Gene Ontology annotation, biological process: intracellular signal transduction; mitotic cell cycle; protein phosphorylation.
CCCAAAAACACAUUCAAAUUUCUCUGAUACUCUCGGUCCCCGUGUCAUGAUUUAUUGAUUGGCUACUUAACACUAGUCUUUGCAUCUCUCUCUCUCUCAAAGUCUCAAUAUCUGUCUGUAAUGGCUUCUUUAAGAGAUGCACGAAGAGAAAAUGAUGAUGGGCUCGAUUUAUGGUCACAAAUCGCAGCUCCUGAUAAUGGGCUGCCCCAAAUGGCAGUGACUUACAGAAGAAGAGUAGAAAAGAAAAACGCAGAGAUACCCAUAAGCCGGAUCGAGAAAGACAGAUGGCCCAAUCGUUUGAGCUUAGCGCCAAACAAAAGAAUCAGUUGGAACCGUUCUCUUUCUACGAGAGGGAGGACUAGUAUCAUCAUUUCCUCUGGAGUGGAUUAUGACCAUCAGCCAAGACAAAAAGAAGCAAAAAGGAAACAAAAACGGGCUCCUCUCAAUAAAACGACUGUACACCCACCAAAUUUUGAGAAGGAGCGGGCGUACUUCCAAGAGGUUGAUUCCUUGGAGCUGUUGGAGGAAAGUCCCUCACCAAAGCACUUGGGUACAUGGGUCAUGGGCAUCCAAAGUAGUGAGGUUGUUUUACCACAUCUGCCUUCAAGAUUAGAGAAAUGGCUAAUCUCCAAGAAGUUUAACUACAGUUGUGGGCCUUCUGGUUCCUUAGCUAAGAUUUUGGAAACUCCAAUAAUGCCUAUGGAAUCAAUUUGCAGUGAUGUUUCCAACUCUACAAGACCUAAGGAACAGGUUUCUCCUGAUAUAUCUUCAGAUUUUCCUUCUAUAUCCAACAAUGUGAUUGAAGGGCAUACUUGCUCACAGACACACAUGGAAGGUCUGAGUACAUGUGAUGACAACUGUGAAGAUAUUGGACAAGGCUUAAAAAAUCUAUCUCUGAUAUCAGAAUCUGAAACCCUGGAUGGUGAUCAUAAGGUCUCAUUUGCAACAUUGUUAACAAUUUGUGGGCAAUUGGCUCCUUCAACAUUAUUGGAUGUCUUCUCCCAGUAUUGUGAUCCAAACAGUAUUAUCAAGAUUGGUGAAGGAACAUAUGGAGAAGCCUUUAAGGUUGGUGCAACCGUUUGCAAGAUAGUGCCUAUAGAUGGGGACUUUAGAGUGAAUGGUGAAGUGCAAAAGGUGUCAGCUGAAUUGCUUGAGGAGGUCUUACUUUGCCAGACUCUUAACCGUUUAAGAAGACAUGAUGGUCAUGUUUCAAAUGCAUCUACAGCAUUCAUUGAAACAUUAAAUUUGAAGGUAUGCCAAGGUGUUUAUGAUGCUUCACUGAUCAGAGCAUGGGAAGAUUGGGAUGAGGAACAUGGCUCAGAAAAUGACCACCCGGGGAAAUUCCCUGAGAAACAGUGUUAUGUGGUGUUUGUAUUAGAACAUGGAGGCAAGGACCUUGAAAGCUUUGUGCUUCUAAACUUUGAUGAAGCACGGAGUUUAUUAGUUCAGGUUGCAGCUGCCUUAGCUGUGGCAGAAGCUGCCUAUGAAUUUGAACACCGUGAUCUUCACUGGGGCAAUAUUCUUUUAACUCGCAAGGAUGAUGAAACAGUAGAAUUCACUCUUGAGGGAAGGAGAAUGUCGGCGAGAACAUUUGGAUUGUCGAUAUCAAUUAUUGACUUCACACUUUCACGCAUGAAUAAUGGAGAGGCCGUAUUGUUUCUGGACCUAUCUUCUGAUCCGCUUCUGUUUGAGGGUCCAAAAGGAGAUCAACAAGCAGAAACAUACCGAAAGAUGAAGGAGGUUACACAAGAAUGUUGGGAAGGCAGUUUCCCGAAGACAAAUGUAUUGUGGUUGCAGUAUUUGGUGGACAUUUUGCUGUUGAAGAAAUCAUAUCAACGAUCUUCCAAAGAUGAAAGAGAUCUUCGUUUGCUGAAGAGACGUUUAACCUCGUAUUGUUCAGCGAGAGAAGCCCUAGACGAUGCUUUCUUCAGGGACUUGUUGAUUGAGCACAAGUCCGAUAAGUGAUGAGCGAAGGUCCAAAAAGAGAACGUAGCAACUAAGGUAGGUAUAUAUAUAUAUAUAUUUGGUUUUCUUCAUUUUGAAAGCUUCCCAAUGGGAAGUGAUAUACAAGUCUCGUUUUACUUGGCUUGGAAAGAACCGGUAUGAAAUUGGAAAAGGAAAAUGUAAAAAAGCAGAAACGUUUUGUACAAAGUGAAAUGAAUGGGUCUUCUUUUCUUUGAAUUU